AUGGCGCGCGUGGCGCACACCCAUACCGCGGAUCGGACCACCGAAAAGUCCCACGACGCAUUGUUUGUCCAACUGUCACAGCUUGUCUCUCGGCUGCAGCAAAAUGUCCUCCAUCCCACGCCCGAACGGGAGCGCAGACUGCGGACCAGCGAGUACGAGAGGGCCAGAGUUGAAGCGAACCUGGAAUAUGCCUUAUCGCUACUCGGGCGCCUAGAACAAGAUGCGGCGCGUAUCACGGUGCCGGCGCGGAAGCUCGAGAGACAAGACGCCCUGCACGCCACGAGGGAGACGCUGGAGACGCUACUGGAUCGCAUGGAAGACCUGAGGCAGCUUGCCUUGGACGAGGACCAAGACUCCGACGAGGAGGAUUUGUUGGGAGACAUCGUGCCAACUCCGAGCGAAAGCGCUCCGUCUACAUCGGCCGAAUCGCGACAAGAGGACACGGCACGGGACGCGAUACCAGCCUCCCCCACUCCGCAGCUCGCCACCAUCCUAGACCCCCCGGCCACUCCGGCGCAUCUCCUCGAAAACAUCUCACCCACCACGCCCGUAUUUCCCGCGCAGGAUCCCACGCAAACCACCCAGUCUCUCCGCGGCCGUUCCUCCAUCCAGUCGCAGCCCUCCGUCUCCGCAGACGUCUCCCACAGCACCGCCCGCGCCGCCCUAUUCGCCAACCGCCGCGAGCCCGCCGCGCCACAGACGUCGACCGCCACCGCCGAGGCCAUCCUCGACCAGCAGCGCGCCGAGCAGGACUCCCUCUCGGGCUCCAUCCUCCAGAUGGCGAGCGCCCUCAAGGCAAGCUCGCAGCGCUUCUCGUCGUCGCUCGAGGUCGACAAGGACGUCGUCAGCCGCGCAGGCGAGGGCAUAGACAAGACGGAGCGUGGCAUGGAUGCGGCACGAGGCCGCAUGGGCGCGCUGCGGAAGAUGACAGAGGGCAAGGGCUGGUGGGGGAGGUUGAUGCUCUACGCGUGGGUGUAUGGCUUGAUGGUGGCGCUGCUGCUGAUUGUGUUUGUGCUGCCCAAGCUUCGCUUUUAG
This is a messenger RNA of Hirsutella rhossiliensis, 1035 nucleotides long. Its product is annotated as membrane fusion protein use1 domain-containing protein. Gene Ontology annotation, biological process: retrograde vesicle-mediated transport, Golgi to endoplasmic reticulum. The coding region runs from base 1 to 1035 and encodes 344 amino acids. The record is from RefSeq and is a predicted model, not a curated record. Gene Ontology annotation, molecular function: SNAP receptor activity. Gene Ontology annotation, cellular component: SNARE complex; endoplasmic reticulum. Lineage: Eukaryota; Fungi; Ascomycota; Sordariomycetes; Hypocreales; Ophiocordycipitaceae. The transcript is spliced from 3 exons.